AUUUUUUUCCAGCCGAUUGAGGGCCAGGGCUACACGUUUACAAGUACGAAAAGGGGGAUCGGCUUGUGAAUCUGGACUCAUUAACUCCACUCAAAGCGACAAUCAAGGCUGGAGAAAAACGGGACGACAAGAAUAGCGGAUCCACCAUUUAAAAAAAUAAAACUAGAAGAGAUAACGGGCUUGCAUUAAGAAACAAAACUAUAUAUUAUUAACUAGAAAAUGAUCUGCAAGUUGCAUUUAAUGAUUCUCCUCCAGGCACUUUUGAUAAGUUUCGUAGCAUGUAAUGCUCCCCCGGUACCUUUAGAUGACAUAGUUAUUGAGAAGACCUCAAUCCCUGAGGAAUGUGUUAGGGCUGUACAAUCUGGUGAUUUCGUUAGGUACCACUAUCACGGCACUUUCCCCGAUGGCAAAAAGUUUGAUUCCAGCUAUGACAAAGGCUCAACUUACAACGUGUAUGUGGGAAAGAGGCAGCUCAUCGAGGGAAUGGACAAGGCCCUAGUCGGCAUGUGUGUGAACGAGAGGCGGCUGGUUAAAAUCCCACCCAAGAUGGCCUAUGGCAAGGAUGGAUAUGGAGACACCAUCCCUCCCAAUUCCAUUCUCCACUUCGACGUGCUGCUGCUGGACAUCUGGAACCCAGAAGAUAAAGUUCAGAUAAAAACGUACUACAAGCCUGAGAACUGCGGGCGCACCAUUGAGGUCUCCGACUUUGUGCGCUACCAUUACAACGGCACCUUGCUGGAUGGGACCCUGUUUGACUCCAGCUACACUCGCAUGCGCACCUACGACACCUAUGUAGGAAUUGGCUGGCUCAUCGCUGGCAUGGACCAAGGGAUGCUGGGAAUGUGUGUGGGAGAGAAACGCAUCAUCACCAUGCCACCUUCCCUGGGCUACGGAGAGAAUGGAGACGGCAGUGACAUUCCUGGCCAGGCCUCUCUGGUGUUUGACGUUGUUUUGCUGGAUCUCCACAACCCCAAAGACUCCAUCACUGUAGAGAAGCUGGAUGUCCCUGAAACCUGUCCGAGGAAGAGCAAAGUCGGGGACUUCAUCAGAUACCACUACAACGGGACUCUUAUGGAUGGGACUCUCUUUGAUUCAAGCUAUUCUCGGAAUCGCACCUACGACACAUACAUCGGUAAGGGCUAUGUCAUUGCUGGGAUGGACGAGGGCUUGCUAGGCGUGUGUGUCGGAGAAAAGCGGCGGGUCACCAUCCCGCCUCACCUGGGUUACGGCGAAGAGGGCACAGGCACCGAGAUUCCAGGCUCUGCCGUACUGAUCUUUGAUAUUUACAUCAUCGAUUUCCACAACCCCUCCGACACCGUGGAGAUCAAAACCUUCUUCAAACCCAGCAAGUGCGACGUCCUCAGCAAGAAGGGAGACUUUGUGAAGUACCACUACAAUGCCAGUCUGAUGGACGGCACUCUCUUAGACUCCACGCACAGCUAUGGAAAAACAUACAACGUAGUGCUGGGCUCCGGGCAGGUUGUCCUGGGAAUGGACAUGGGUCUGAAGGGCAUGUGCAUUGGGGAGAAGCGCACUCUUGUCAUCCCACCUCACCUGGGCUACGGAGAGAGGGGAGUUGAAGGGGAGGUGCCGGGCAGUGCUGUGCUAGUGUUUGAUAUUGAGAUGAUUGAUUUGGAGGAGGGACUCCCCGAUGGCUACAUGUUCAUCUGGAACAGUGACGUCACCCCUGAUCUCUUCACCGAAAUGGACAAGAAUCUGGAUGGACACGUUGAUCCCGUCGAGUUCUUGAAUUACAUCAACCAUCAGGUGGCGACUGGGAAAGGCAAGCUGGCUCCAGGCUUUGAAGUCGGCAAAAUCAUCGACAACAUGUUCUCCAAUCAGGACCGCAACAGCGAUGGGAAGAUCACAGCUGACGAGUUCAAACUGAAGGAUGAGGAGACCAAGCAGCAUGAUGAACUGUAAUAACGAGAGACAGUAGAGAGGGGAUGGGAGUGGAGGCGGGCGCGUGCAGGGGCUGUAUCUGUUUUUCAAUCCAUUUUUAUACAACACUUAAAGGAUCAAGGAAGGUUUUUUAUGAAAAGUGUAACAACUUUGUCAACAAAGUUUCCAUUCGUUCAUCUGUUAUUAGAUGAAGUAACAUAUUCUUCAUUAUCUACUGACCGUUUGGAACUGGUCUCUGCCAAGAGGUUUAUCUGUUGAGUGGACUUACUCAACUGGAAAGGGAUGGAAAUAAGGACAUUAGCCACAGUCUACAGGUAAGAAGCUAAGGUAUGUUUUAUUAACUUGUAGUAAAACCAGGAAUGGAUCAAACUGCUCUGCAUGUACUUAUUUCCAUCCUUGCAGAAAGAAUCUGUGUUGUGUUGAAGCAAUUGCUUGGAAGUUCUAGUGGCUACAAAGAUAAGGUGAACAUCUUUUGUGUAAACAGCUGCAAAAACAAAACUAAUCUAAAUUGUUUAAAUGUGGCGUUUGCUCCUCUAGUGCUUUUUGAGAGGAUGGCAAGGAAAGCAGUAACUAUCGAUAUGAGCAACCUUUGUUUUUUUCCAGUUAUUCAAAAAAGGCCAAGAGAACCAGGUACCCAACCCUGGAUCUUAUUUUCAAGUUCAUUUAAAAAAAAAAAAGUUCAAUUUUGGAUUUACCUCUCUGUGCCUUUUAGUAGUGCGUGUUGUCGACGUAGAAAGAUUUUUUUUUUUUUUUUAAAGCACUGCACGUUUCAUAGCGGCGAUUUUAUCUUUUGUGAAACACUUCUACCCAGUCUUGUUACCCUUUCAAGAGUAAGUAGCAGGGUUCUGAAAAAAUAUAGCGUUACACAUCCCUGUGUUGCUAUAACUGUUUAAAUAACAUACC
Molecule: messenger RNA, 2805 nt
Organism: Polyodon spathula (Mississippi paddlefish)
Lineage: Eukaryota; Metazoa; Chordata; Actinopteri; Acipenseriformes; Polyodontidae
Product: peptidyl-prolyl cis-trans isomerase FKBP9-like
Exons: 10
Coding region: 220-1923 (567 amino acids)
Molecular function (GO): calcium ion binding; peptidyl-prolyl cis-trans isomerase activity
Source: RefSeq, a predicted model, not a curated record